CUCUCUCUCUCUCUCUCUCUCUGAAACCCCCGAAGAUGCAAGACAUGUGGAAUGUUCCCCCUGGUUUCAGGCCCAGCACAUCUGCGCCUUCGUCUCCCGCAAAGCCUAUUGGGGUGUCAAGAACUCGCUCAGAGUCCUUUCAUGUCACCCACAAAGUCCCUGUUGGCGACACUCCUUAUGUGAGAGCCAAAAAGGUUCAGUUGGUUGACAAGGACCCGGAAAAGGCAAUUCCGCUAUUUUGGGCCGCCAUUAAUGCUGGAGAUCGAGUGGAUAGUGCGCUCAAGGACAUGGCCAUUGUGAUGAAGCAACAGAACAGGGCUGAAGAAGCCAUUGAGGCUAUUAAAUCGCUGCGAAGUCGUUGUUCAGAUCAAGCCCAAGAGUCUCUUGACAAUAUCCUUCUGGAUCUGUACAAGAGAUGCGGGAGAUUGGAUGAUCAAAUUGCACUUUUGAGGCACAAAUUGUUCUUGAUUCAACAAGGGAUGGCUUUCAAUGGGAAGCGCACCAAGACUGCCAGAUCCCAAGGGAAAAAAUUUCAGGUGUCCGUGGGACAAGAAGCGACUCGGUUACUGGGGAACUUAGGAUGGGCAUUGAUGCAGCAGAACAACUAUAUCGAAGCAGAAGAUGCCUACAGGCGGGCACUUUCAAUGACUCCAGAUAAUAACAAGAUGUGCAAUCUGGGUAUCUGCUUGAUGAAGCAAGGGAGGAUUCUGGAAGCCAAAGAAACCCUUAGAAGAGUGAAACCGGCUGUUGCAGAUGGCCCGAGAGGUGUAGAUUCCCACCUCAAAGCAUUUGAGAGGGCACGGCAGAUGCUGCUUGAUCUUGAGUCUGAAAUGUUGAAUAAGGGAAGCGACCCUGUCGAACAGAGUCGGCUCUUUGAUGCCUUCCUCAGCUCUUCCUCGCUCUGGCAGCCUCAGCCUUGUAAGGACCAGCACACAACGAAUACAAUCAAAUCUCAAGAUGAUUUUGGGGAUGAGAACUUCGACACCAACAGAGUCAUGAAGGUUCUUUCUGGACAGAAGAUUGCCAAACCAACGGCUGUUCAUGCGAACUCACUCAACGUCGCGGCAUUGCCAUUUUACUCAUCAAAGAUGACCAAGGACCCAAUUGGAACACCACUGCAGGAGUCCCUUAAGAGAACAAGAUCAGGGCAUGCUGCUAAUUCGAUAGGAGUGAAUGAAACGGGGGCGUUCAGAAAGCCCUUAAUGGAAUCCAUGGAACCAGAAAAUAAGACUAGAAGGCGAUCUCUUUCACCCGAAGAAAAUGGGGACAAGUGGGCAGACUUUCUGCCAGACAGCAAGGAGUUUGAAGCGGCUCUUAUUGCUGCAGUUCUGGGUUCAGCCACUGAAACAGGGAAGAAGACUCUGGAGACUGGAAACAGUUCUGGAAUUUUACAGAAUAAGAUUGAGAGUAGGUUUAAAGUCUUUCAAGACAUAACACUCUCUCUGAGCCCGAGAGCCUAACCUCUCAAUUAGUGUCAACUAAUUCAAUUUAGUUUUUACAAGCUAUAAUAAUAUAGGUUUUAGGUUGGAGAUGAUCUUGUUCUCCUGGGCUCCUGUUCAAGCAGAAGGGGGGGGAGGGAGGGAGUACGCAGCUAUGCAGAGAGUAUGGUAGCAGUCCCUGCUGGGGUAGUAGCAGCAGUAGUUAUAGUAGAUGCAAUUCAUUAAUUCUUGUCUACCUCUCAAAAUAAAGGGGGGCACACAUCUUAAUAAAAUAUAUGAUGAUGUUCAUUAGCUACAUUUUGACUCAAGAAAAUGAGGCCUUGUUUCUAUAUUGUGAAUGCUGAUUUCUCUUCCUCAUUUCAAAGUGUAUGGCAUUUAAUUUUGAUCAUAUGAGGAGCUCCUAAUUGUUUA
Vitis riparia (riverbank grape) is the source of this 1850-nucleotide messenger RNA. Its product is annotated as protein POLLENLESS 3-LIKE 2-like. Gene Ontology annotation, molecular function: protein binding. The transcript has 4 exons. The coding region runs from base 36 to 1460 and encodes 474 amino acids. NCBI's taxonomy places the organism in Eukaryota, Viridiplantae, Streptophyta, Magnoliopsida, Vitales, Vitaceae. The record is from RefSeq and is a predicted model, not a curated record.